Messenger RNA from Microthlaspi erraticum, 1047 nucleotides. The record is from the annotation of a GenBank genome assembly. NCBI's taxonomy places the organism in Eukaryota, Viridiplantae, Streptophyta, Magnoliopsida, Brassicales, Brassicaceae.
AUGGCUAUUUUAAAGCUUAUUCAUGGUCUUGUGAUCUUUGCUUUGUUUUCUUUUGAUGUUAGUGUUGCUCAUCCAGGUUUUGGGUUUGGAUGGGGAAGUAAUGGCCCCAACAUUGGAAGAACUUUCUCAUCCUCAGGACUUUUCCCACAAUUCUACCAGUUCUCUUGUCCACAAGCUGAUGAAAUUGUCAUGACGGUUCUCGAAAAAGCCAUAGCUAGAGACCCAAGAAUGGCUGCUUCUUUACUCAGGCUUCACUUCCACGACUGCUUCGUUCAGGGCUGUGAUGCAUCGAUCUUGUUGGAUGAUAGUGCUACCAUAAGAAGUGAAAAGAAUGCAAAUCCAAACAAGAACUCCAUUAAAGGGUUUCAAGUUAUAGAUGAGAUCAAAGCCAAACUGGAGCAAGCAUGUCCUCAAACUGUCUCUUGCGCCGACAUUCUUGCUCUUGCCGCUCGUGGUUCAACUAUGCUGAGUGGUGGACCAUCAUGGGAGCUUCCAUUAGGAAGGAGAGACUCGAGGACAGCGAGCCUUAAUGGAGCAAACACGAACAUUCCUGCACCUAAUUCAACUAUUCAGAAUCUCUUAAACAUGUUCCAACGAAAAGGUUUAAACCAAGAAGACCUUGUUUCCCUAUCAGGAGGGCAUACAAUUGGAGUAGCAAGGUGCACAACAUUCAAACAAAGACUCUACAACCAAAACGGUAAUAACCAACCAGACGAGACACUAGAGAGGUCUUACUACUAUGGCUUAAGAUCGAUUUGUCCACCAAGGGGCGGUGACAACAACAUUUCACCUCUAGACUUAGCCUCUCCGGCAAGAUUCGACAACACAUACUUCAAGCUCAUACUCUGGGGCAAAAGCUUAUUGACAUCAGAUCAAGUGCUUCUCAACGGCAACGUAGGCAGGACUGGUCAACUGGUGAAAGCUUAUGCAGAAGACGAGAGCCUUUUCUUCGAGCAAUUCGCAAAGUCGAUGGUAAACAUGGGGAACAUUCAGCCUCUAACUGGUAUUAAUGGUGAGAUCAGGAAGAAUUGUCACGUGAUUAAUUGA